Colletotrichum chrysophilum is the source of this 357-nucleotide messenger RNA. RefSeq lists its product as uncharacterized. The record is from RefSeq and is a predicted model, not a curated record. The transcript has 3 exons. NCBI's taxonomy places the organism in Eukaryota, Fungi, Ascomycota, Sordariomycetes, Glomerellales, Glomerellaceae. Bases 1 to 357 code for a protein of 118 amino acids.
AUGCAUUUUCCCACAGCAGCUCUUCUACUGCUGUCCCUUGCUACCAGAGUAUUCGGCGAUAUGCACGAGUGGGCAUUCUGCGUCCGGGACAGAAAAGAGGCGCCCAUUGGCGGAACCCCAUUCAGCCCCAGCUACAGCUGGUCCAAGGACUACGAGGUCGACACCACCGCGACUCAGUGCGCCUGCACAAUGUACAAGAAUCGCAACACCGGCAGCAACUGGUGGGACACCUGCCCCGACUGUGUCUAUGACGAGACGCAGCUGGGAUGCCACUCUGCAGCUGUUCAUAUCGGCGGUGACGAGAUGACGUAUUACUGCGAGAAGAAGUGUGGUGCGGAGGGGUCGGAGGCUGAUUGA